This is a messenger RNA of Centrocercus urophasianus (Greater sage-grouse), 261 nucleotides long. RefSeq names its product spexin prohormone 2-like. Lineage: Eukaryota; Metazoa; Chordata; Aves; Galliformes; Phasianidae. Gene Ontology annotation, molecular function: neuropeptide hormone activity. Gene Ontology annotation, cellular component: cytoplasm. The coding region runs from base 1 to 261 and encodes 86 amino acids. The transcript is spliced from 4 exons. Gene Ontology annotation, biological process: positive regulation of gastro-intestinal system smooth muscle contraction. The record is from RefSeq and is a predicted model, not a curated record.
AUGAUAGAAGAGACUGACAGAAGUCGUGGUAGAAUGAAAACUAAAGCUGUUGUGCUUUUUGCUUGUAUCAUCUUCAUGGUUUUUCUUAUUGUUGAAAUCGGGUGUGCUCCAAAGGGUAAAACCAUAGUGAGAAAUUGGGGCCCACAAUCAAUUCUAUAUCUCAAAGGACGCUAUGGCAGGAGAUACACCUCUGAAAAGGAUGAACAGUAUUACAAGCUUAACCUGGAGGACUUCAGCGCAUUUUUAAAAAGUAAUUUCUGA